GUUAGCCAUUCGUCGGUGUACAUUGUAGGACAUGGUACAGUAUAAGUUUAGUCUGAUGUGAUAUUAUAGAAACAUUUCUGUUUGUCACGUCCCGGUAGAUGUUUAUGGAUUGCCAGAAGUUGAAGUGACUUUGAGCGGACUUACAGGUAACGUUAGAAAAAUGCCUUUGCAUGGAAAAAUUGUCGUGAUAAAGAGGAGUGGAGGAGAUGGGACUGAAUUUCCUCUUACUGGAACAUGCUUGUUUGGAAGGGUGGCCGAGUGCGAUAUUCGUAUUCAGCUUCCUCAUGUAUCCAAGGAGCAUUGCAGGAUUGACUUGAAUGAAAAUAAAGAGGUUGUUUUGACUAAUUUGAGCUCAACGAAUCCUACCCGUGUCAACGGAGAGGCUUUGCAGCAGUCUGAGCGUUUGAAGAACGGAGAUGUGAUAACCAUUAUUGAUCGCUCUUUCAGGUGA
Messenger RNA from Notothenia coriiceps (black rockcod), 451 nucleotides. RefSeq names its product antigen KI-67-like. NCBI's taxonomy places the organism in Eukaryota, Metazoa, Chordata, Actinopteri, Perciformes, Nototheniidae. Gene Ontology annotation, biological process: regulation of chromosome segregation; regulation of mitotic nuclear division. Gene Ontology annotation, cellular component: chromosome; nucleus. Gene Ontology annotation, molecular function: protein binding. The record is from RefSeq and is a predicted model, not a curated record. The transcript is spliced from 4 exons. The coding region runs from base 161 to 451 and encodes 96 amino acids.